Messenger RNA from Pelobates fuscus (common spadefoot toad), 1745 nucleotides. RefSeq names its product ectonucleotide pyrophosphatase/phosphodiesterase 7 (gene ENPP7). Lineage: Eukaryota; Metazoa; Chordata; Amphibia; Anura; Pelobatidae. Bases 45 to 1469 code for a protein of 474 amino acids. The record is from RefSeq and is a predicted model, not a curated record. The transcript has 6 exons.
AACUCUAUUAUCCAGCUCUUAUUCCUCACUCUCUCCCAGCGGCAAUGAAGAUAUUAGCUCUGUGUGUGAUCCUUUCCACCAUCCUUACUCGGGGGGACCCCGUUCCGGUUAAGGGACGAGGAAAAGCCAUUAAUAAGCUCCUGCUUAUCUCCUUCGAUGGCUUCCGCUGGAAUUACGAUCAUGACGUUGAUACUCCUAAUCUGGACAAUAUGGCCAAUGACGGGGUCAGAGCAGAAUAUCUCACGCCGGCCUUCAUCACAAUUACCAGCCCCUGCCACUUCACACUGCUCACCGGAAGAUACAUAGAGAACCAUGGAGUUAUCCAUAAUAUGUACUUUAACACCACCAGCGGAGAGAAGAAGACCUAUCUCCCUACACAAGGCAUCUCCAUGUGGUGGGACAACGGGAGUCUUCCAAUCUGGAUCACCGCCCAAAGACAGGGAUUUAAAGUAGGAUCUCUUUUUUUCCCUGGUGGAAAUGCCACGUACGGUGGAGAGGAAGUGGAAGUGAAAAAAGUAGAAAAUCAAGGUCAUAAUUAUGGCAAUGAGACAGAGUGGAAGGAAAAUGUAGAGACGGUGAUGGGUUGGUUCACUGAGCAGGACCUCGAUUUUGUGGCUCUGUAUUUUGGAGAACCAGAUGGUGUAGGACACAAGUAUGGACCAGAGACUCAAGAACGCAAGGACAUGGUCAGUCAAGUGGACCGUAUGGUUGGAUAUAUACGGAGCAGAGUAGUACAUUAUGGCUUGGAGUCAAGACUCAACAUAAUCAUCACAGCCGAUCAUGGAAUGGCCACUGUUGUAAAAGGUACUGAAGAGAUUCUUCUCAGAGAUGUGGCAAACUUCAAGUUCACCGACCUUCAAUUCCAAUUGUUGGAUUAUGGCCCAACAGGAUUUCUGGUUCCCAAGGAAGGGAAACUAGAGGAAGUGUACCAAGCUCUGAAGAAUAGCCAUCCAAAGCUGCAUGUCUAUAAGAAGGAAGAAGUUCCAUCCAGGUUGCACUACUCAAAACAUGAAAGGAUCACCCCCUUAUUUCUGUAUGGGGACCCCGGAUAUGUCAUCCAUGGGAUGGCCAAAUUUCAGUUUAAUAAGGGAGAACAUGGCUUUGAUAAUGAAGCGAUGGACAUGAAGACAAUCUUUCGUGCCGUGGGACCGUCCUUUAAGAAGGGGCUGCUGGUGAAGUCCUUUGAGAGUGUCCACAUUUACGCCCUGAUGUGUGAGCUGCUGGGAAUCGUACCUGAGCCUCACGAUGGAUCACUAAGUGUGACCCAGGAUAUGCUACUGUCAACCAGCUCCUCUGAAGGCAGUCUUCCAGAUUCCCUCUUCAACGCAACCAUCGGUCUGACAGCAGUACUAGGCUUUCUCCUACUGGUCUUCAUCAUUGUCACCAUCAGUACAUCGGUCAAGAGGCACAAACGGAGGAAAAGAUCUGCAAAGUCUACAGAAUUGGAUAUGAAAGAAGAUAAGUUUUGAAAUCCUCAACAAAAGUCAGUUUUUUUUUUGUUAUGAUGGAAACUACCUACUGUUGACUUUUGGCCAAUACUACAUUCUAAAGGCUUUGAUAUGACUUUUCUUAUGAAAACAGAAAGGCAUGAACUGCAGGGACUGAACUAUAGAAGGAACUGAUGGGGCCAACCAUUCGCUGUGAUGGUCCAUAUCACAGCAUCGUGUGUCCAAUUAAAGGGAACUGGCAGAGUAUUCUAAAACUAAAUUAUGGUUUAAUUACUUUGUGGAAAAUCUCUAAGAAGU